AUGAGAAACUUGGUGGUCCUAAAUAGAGGGUCGAUAGCCCCGGAGUCUAGGACUUAUCCUGACCUUUCCCUUGCGGAUACUGUUUUCGAUCCCGUUUCCGAUACUAUUACUUUUGCAUUAACUUCUGCCGAAUCCGGUACCAUUGAAGUUCAACAAUUUAUGAAAACCGGUCAAGUCAAUGUUUUAGCAAGCUUCACCAUCUCAAACCCUGAAAGUAAAAUACUUUCGUUUUCCCACUUUGUUGACUCCUGUCAAUUGAUUUUCGUCUUGGAUAAUGGUGAUAUUAUUACCGCAACGUAUGAUCCUUCUCAAGUAGAAUUUGAUUUUGAUACUACCACCAUUGAAAUCGUUGGAUCUAUCGAUGUGGGGUUACAAGCAGCUAGUUGGUCUCCGGACGAAGAAACCUUGGCCAUCUUGACCAACGAAAAUAACUUGAUUCUAUUAUCAAGAUUAUUCGAACCAAUAAGUGAAAAGUUAUUAAACCCAGAUGAUAUUAAAAUUACCGAUUCAAAACACGUUUCUGUUGGUUGGGGUAAAAAAGAAACUCAAUUCAAAGGUAAAGGUUUCAAGGCUUUGGAAAGAGAAAAAGAAGCAAUUAAACAUGCUGGUUUGGACUUAACCGGUACCGAUGAUUCAACUCAAUUAAGAGAUCCUACCGUUGGAUUUGUCGAAAAAGGUACCAUUUCUCCCUUCGAUAAUAAUUCAGUUAAAAUAAGUUGGAGAGGAGAUUGUGAAUAUUUCUCGGUUACUACUAAAGAACCGGUUCUUGUUGAAGAUACUCAAGAUUUAUACGAUAGAAGAGUUAUUCGUGUGUUCAAUAGAGAAGGUCAAUUGGAUAGUGUUUCUGAAGCGGUUGAUGGAUUAGAACACAACUUAUCUUGGAAACCUCAGGGUUCCCUAAUCGCAUCUACUCAAAGACAUGUCGAUGAACUCGGUGAAGAUUCAUUGGAUCUUGUUUUUUACGAAAGAAAUGGUUUAAGACAUGGUGAAUUCAAUACUCGAUUGAAUCCAGAAACUGAAAAUAUUAUCAAUCUCGAAUGGUCUUCUAAUAGUGAAGUUCUCGCUUUUCAAUUACAUGAUCGUGUUCAAUUAUGGACUUCCAAGAAUUAUCAUUGGUAUUUGAAACAAGAAAUCUUUAUCACUAAUGUUGAUCCUCUUAAUCAAGUUUCUUUUAUCAAAUUCCAUCCUGAAAAACCUUUGAAUUUAAUGAUUGGUACCACUCACUCCGGUAUUCAAAUUAUUGAUUUAGCUUAUAAAAUUACUACUGGUCCUACUCAAAUAGGUGAUGAUUUGGGUAUGGUUCUUGUCACGGAUGGUUCAACCGCUAAAAUCACUCCUUUAUCAAUCGCCAAUGUCCCUCCUCCAAUCGCUUUUAGAGAAGUAGACAUUCCAGGUAAUAUUAACGAUUUAGCAGUGAGUAAAUCAAAUGAAAAAUUUGCAAUUUUAACCAGUGAGAAUGAAAUUUAUUUAGCUGAAUUAUCCAUUAGUGAAACCAAGAAACUUGGGCCUCUUAAACUCACUCAUAAAAUUGAAUCAAACUCUUUAAUUGAAAAUACUGAAUUCGCCAAGCAAGUAGCAUUCAUUAAAGAUUCUAUUAUUGCAAUUGUUUUGGACGGUCCUUCUUAUUCUAGAAUUGUCCUUUUCGAUGUCCAUGAUGAACCCAUGUUCUUGGAUUCUAUUGAAACAAGUCCAAAAAUUGUUCUUUUGAAAUCACAAGCUGAUUUUAAUGCCGUCGUUUUACAAGCUAUUGACGGUACUGUUUACCAAUUAAAUGAAACUCAUGACAUUAAAGAAAUUACUAAAUUCCCUCAAUUAUGUCGUGAUUUCGAAGUAACAUCAGCCUCUACCUCUGAUUUAAACGAUGAGUUUGCAGAAGAUCCUUCUAAUGAAUUAGUGGCCUUUGGUAUUUCUACAAAUGGUAAAUUAUUUGCAAAUGGUAAUCAAGUCGCCACUGCAGUUACCUCUUUGAAAAUUACUGAAUCUCAUCUUCUUUUCACCAACGCUCAUGCUCAAUUAUGUUUCAUUCAUUUGAAAUCAGCUACUGGAAAUUUUGAAUAUGACAUUUUCCAAAAUAAAGAUAAUGAUACUUCAACCGAUGAAAGAAUAAGACAAAUGGAAAGAGGUUCUAUCUUAAUUUCUACGAUGCCUUCAAAAUACUCAGUUGUUUUAGAAGCUCCUAGAGGUAACUUGGAAACUAUUUGCCCAAGAAUUAUGGUUCUUUCUGCCGUUCGUAAGUUUAUUGAAAGUAAAGAUUAUAAAGAUGCCUUUUUAGCUUGUCGUACUCACAGAAUUGACUUGGAUAUUUUACAUGAUUAUGAUCCUCAAUUAUUCACCUCCAACGUUGAGUUGUUUGUCAACCAAAUUAAAAAAGUCGAACAUUUGGAUUUAUUCGUUUCCUGUUUACAUGAAGAAGAUGUUGCCCAAACUAAAUACAAAGACACUAUCAAGGAAACAAGCAUUAAUGAUGGUUUGGCUAGAUUGGACAUCAAUGAAACUCCUCAAGAACAAGUAAAUGAAAUUCAUGUUAUGAAUGCUCCUAGAAAAAUCACUUUCAAAGAAGAUAACAAACGUUUUGAAAACUCGAAGGUUAAUAAGAUUUGUGAUGCUAUUCUCGCAGUGCUUUUGAAACCAGAAUAUUCUAAACCUUAUUUACAAACUAUCAUUACUGCUUACGCUUGUCAGAAACCACCAAAUUUAAAAGAAGCUUUGAAAUUAGUUGGUGGUUUCGAAAACCAUGAAGAAGUUGAACAAGCUGUCACUCAUCUUUGUUUCUUACAAGAUGUCAACAAAUUGUACAAUACUGCACUUGGGUUAUAUGAUAUAAAGUUGGCAUUAUCAGUCGCCCAGCAAUCCCAAAAGGAUCCAAAAGAAUACUUGCCUUUCUUACAAAACUUGCAUAUUCAACCACAAUUAAGAAAACAAUUCUUAGUUGAUGACUAUUUGAAGAAUUAUGAGCGAGCCUUGAAUUGGUUACAUGAAUUAGGAGAAGAAUGCUUCGAAGAAUUUGACGAUUACGUUAUCGAUCAUGAUUUGUAUAAACAUGCUUUGGGUAUUUACAGAUAUGACAACAAAAGAUCAAGAGAUAUAUUGGGUCUUCAUGCUCAAUACUUGCACAAUAAUCAUAACUAUAAUGAAUCUGGUUUGGCAUAUGAAUACUUGGGUGAUUUCACUAAUGCUUUAGAAAACUAUAUCAUGGGUAAAAAAUGGAAAGAAGCUAUGGCUAUCGUUCAGCAAUCAGAAUAUUCCGAAAAAUUGAUCGAGUCUGCAGAAAGAUUGGUAUCAUCAUUAACCGAUGAACAUAAAUAUGCCGCUGCAGCUGAAAUUGAAUUCCAUUUCUUGGGUAAUAUCGAGGAAGCAGUCAAGUUAUACUGUAAAAACUAUUAUUAUGAAGAUGCAAUUUUACUUGCCUGGAAAGAAAAUAGAUCCGAACUCGUCAAAGAUAUCGUUGAUGUGCAACUUGGUGAAGGUUUUGGUACAAUUGCCGAACUAUUAGCUGAUUGUAAAGGUCAAAUGACUUCACAAUUGAGAAGAUUAAGGGAAUUGAGAGCUAAAAAACAAGAAGACCCAUAUGCAUUCUAUGGGGUUCCAAACGAUGAAUUAGAUACUCCUGAUAAUGUUUCUGUUGCAGCUUCUGAAACUUCUACCACACCUUCUUUCUUUACUAGAUACACUGGUAAGACUUCAGGUACUGCAAAGACUGGGGCUUCCAGAAGAACAGCAAAGAAUCGUAAGAGAGAAGAAAGAAAGAAAGCUAAGGGUAGAAAAGGUACAAUCUACGAAGAAGAGUAUCUUAUCAGAUCUGUUGGUCGUUUACUUGAAAGAUUGGACCAAACCCAACCGGAUGCUAUUAGAUUGAUCGAAGCUUUGAUAAGAAGACAAAUGAAGGAACAAGCUUAUCAAGUCCAAAAGAAUUGGGUCGAUCUUAUUGAUUUUAUCAAGGAAAACAUUGUUGAAAUUCAUAAUAUGAGUGAAAGGGACAGAGAAAGAAUCGAUGAUAAUGGUGAACUUUACUUGAUUCCUGAAAUCCCUGUUCCUACUAUUAAUGAGUUCCCAAAGAAAACUAUUUUGGAUUUUUAAUGUUUUCUUUCUAUCUCUUGC
Hyphopichia burtonii NRRL Y-1933 is the source of this 4098-nucleotide messenger RNA. RefSeq names its product Elongator subunit. NCBI's taxonomy places the organism in Eukaryota, Fungi, Ascomycota, Pichiomycetes, Serinales, Debaryomycetaceae. The transcript has a single exon. Gene Ontology annotation, molecular function: protein binding; tRNA binding. Gene Ontology annotation, biological process: tRNA wobble base 5-methoxycarbonylmethyl-2-thiouridinylation. The coding region runs from base 1 to 4077 and encodes 1358 amino acids. Gene Ontology annotation, cellular component: elongator holoenzyme complex; cytosol. The record is from RefSeq and is a predicted model, not a curated record.